GUCCAGCAGUGCUUGGUUGGUGGUCAUGGUGGUGGUGGUGGUUGGGGUGACGCGUCCGUCGUGGGACUACCAACACCGGGCACUGACGCGUUCCUCCUACUUCCAAGCAACCUAGCCAUGACCGACGACACUGUCCUGCCCAUACCGAAUCUCAGCCUCUCGCAACACUUGUUUACACUUAUGAACCCUUCUCUGGGUCAUCUACACGAUGUCGCACGCAAAUCGCUCUUGGAAGGCAUCAAGGCAGACAACAUGGCCCCCUACUAUUGGGCGCUCACCUCUUCAAGUGGGAUAGACGUCGACCCGGCUCUCCUCGAAUCCAUGGAAAAGGCAAACGAAGAGCAACUCAAGAAAUUGGAUGAACGUCUGGCUGAAGCCCAGAAGACAGAGGGGGAAUCUGAAAUAUCGGACGCUUUGAAGGCGAGGGCGAACCAUCUCACUCGGAUAGGUGACAAGGAUGCGGCUGUCGCAGCCCAACGACUUGCCUUGGAGAAAACACCAGGCCUUGGGUCAAGGAUAGACAUUACCCUGACUCUCAUCCGAAUAGGUUUCUUCUUUGGAGAUAAUACCCUCAUCACCGAGAACCUUGCCGGGGCGGAAAAACUCAUCGAGGAAGGGGGUGAUUGGGACAGACGGAAUCGUCUCAAAGUGUAUCGUGGCUUACACGCAGUUUCCAUUCGGCAGUUUAGAUUGGGCAGCGAGCUGUUGCUCGAUGCUCUGUCCACGUUUACUGCUACGGAACUCAUCUCCUAUAAUGACUUCGUUGCACUCGCCGUGAUCAGCAAUACGCUUACCCUCCCAAGGGUAGACUUGAAGAAAAAGCUCAUUGCCUCUCCUGAAGUCAUCUCGGUUCUUCCAGAACUGCCUGUCCUGGAAGAUCUUCUGCGGAAUCUCUAUGACUGCCACUACGCGAAAUUUUUCGUAGCGCUAGCCACACUCGAACAAACGUAUUUACUCCCUUACCGACUUUUGUCUCCCCACACUCGAUACUACGUGCGCGAAAUGCGUAUCCUCGCCUAUGCACAACUAUUGGAAUCGUAUCGGAGCGUGACGCUAGAGAGUCUCGGUGGCGCGUUUGGCGUGAGCGUUGACUACAUCGACAGAGGAACGGAAAGGACGAAGAGCAAUGGCAAGAACACUUGCCUUUAUUCAGAAUGGUAG
Messenger RNA from Pisolithus orientalis, 1161 nucleotides. RefSeq names its product 26S proteasome subunit RPN7-domain-containing protein. Bases 118 to 1161 code for a protein of 347 amino acids. Gene Ontology annotation, cellular component: proteasome regulatory particle. The record is from RefSeq and is a predicted model, not a curated record. The transcript has 7 exons. Gene Ontology annotation, biological process: proteasome-mediated ubiquitin-dependent protein catabolic process. Lineage: Eukaryota; Fungi; Basidiomycota; Agaricomycetes; Boletales; Pisolithaceae.